Rhopalosiphum maidis (corn leaf aphid) is the source of this 1242-nucleotide messenger RNA. RefSeq lists its product as uncharacterized. The record is from RefSeq and is a predicted model, not a curated record. NCBI's taxonomy places the organism in Eukaryota, Metazoa, Arthropoda, Insecta, Hemiptera, Aphididae. Bases 190 to 573 code for a protein of 127 amino acids. The transcript has 2 exons.
AACAUUAUAGUUCACUAAUCUUAACCCGACAGUGGUCAGUGUUUAGUGUUGCUGCUUAGCAUUUCGUCGCAGUUAACAGUUGUUGUAUUCAAGAAGUGCUUAAUAUUUUUAAAAAUCACAAUUUUCAACUUAUAAUACUAAAGUAUUUAUUGCAUAUUUAGAGAAUUUGCUGAGUAAAUCAACUGAAAAAUGAGUUUAUUACGGUCUUCAAUUGUUUUUGCUGUAUUAUUAACUUGCAUAUGUGCCCAAAAGCCGUUUUAUGCAUCCAGCAAUAGUCAGUACCCUAGCGUCUUACCCCAAAACCUACCAAACAAUGGGGACUUGGGCAACAGGAUCGGUGAAAACUCCACCCCUGAUCCAUACAUGGGUUCGGAAAAGCAGCCGGUAUACAACGUGGAAAAAGAACUGGUUGACAGAAUAACAAACGAGUAUCCCAAAGACAAGCAACCGUUUUGGUAUGUGAACGCCGCACUGCUGAACAACAUCAGAUACCAACAGCAACCAGUGGUACAACCGCAAACACAACAAGUUGGCAGCUUCGCACGUCCGACAAGGCGUCAAAUAAGCAUUUAAAAACAACAGCAGCGUAAUCAACGUUUUUCAUCGGGAGACGUGUCUUGAGAGCGUUGUAUUAUAACUUAUGUUAUAUUAUUAGAUUACAAAUCUAAACGUCUUAGAGUGUUAGAAAUUGAUCCUAGUAGUAAUAAAAUAAUAUUGUCACAAGAGGUUAAAACUUAUCCACACAAAUUAAUAUAGAUUUUUUCGAUUAUUUCGUAAUCUAAAAGACUUACAUCUAUAUAAACAUUAUAAGCUAUAAUAAAUUGCUAGAUGCAACUAUCUAUAUAUUAUAUUAUUAUAGUUGCAUAGAUCAUUUUUGACUAACCAAAUAAGUUACUAAUGUAAUUAUAGGUAUUUAUAUUUUUAAUCGAUUUGUUGUUUAACGUUUUAAAUGUAUCAUGGAACUCAACACUGGACUAAACUUUUGUUUUGUAAAUAACAAUUUCAAUAUAAAAAUUGUUUAUCAUUAGGAAAAAAGUAAAUUUAUUAAUAUUAGAAAAAUAUUGCCCCUUAGAUUAGUUACAUAUUUUACAAUAAGCAAGUAAAACUAAAUUCAAAAAAUGUUGUAUCAACAUCAGUAUAAAAGUAUUUUUAUAAUGGCUAUUAUUUAAUAAUUUAUUUUAAUUGUGUACUAAAUUAUAUUGUAUUUAAUUUUUAUAUCAAAUAAUAAAUUGUUUUAUGUUA